This is a messenger RNA of Pipistrellus nathusii (Nathusius's pipistrelle), 1602 nucleotides long. The record is from the annotation of a GenBank genome assembly. NCBI's taxonomy places the organism in Eukaryota, Metazoa, Chordata, Mammalia, Chiroptera, Vespertilionidae.
AUGCGGCUGGGCCGCAGGGCCCUCUGUGUGCUUGUUCUGCUGCUCGUGGGCGCCUCGCUGGGGCUCCUGUACGCUCGGACCCGGAAUACCUCGGACCGCCCGAUACUCCUCCCGCUGUGGGCGCCCCUGCAGGGUCCCCCCAGGCCAGAGCUGCUGGGCCUGGCCCCUGAGCCCCGCUAUGCCCACAUCCCCGUCAGGAUCAAGGAGCAAGUGGUGGGGCUGCUGUCUGCAAACAAUUGCAGUUGUGAGUCCAGCGCUGGGAUCCUUCACCUCCCCUUCCAGACGCAGGUCCAUGCCACAGACUUCACCGAGGCCUUUGACCCCGAGGAGCUGAAGACUGCCUCGGCCUCAAGGGAGCAGGAGUUCCAGGCCUUCCUUUCAAGAAGCCAGUCUGCUGCUGACCAACUGCUCAUUGCCCCUGCCAACUGCCCCCUACAAUAUCCCGUGCAGGGCGUGGAGGUACAGCCCCUCAGGAGCAUCUUGGUGCCAGGGCUGAGCCUGCAGGCUGCGUCUGGUCAGGAGGUAUAUCAGGUGAACCUGACCGCCUCCUUGGGCACAUGGGACGUGGCAGGGGAAGUGACUGGAGUGACUCUCACGGGGGAGGGGCAGCCAAAUCUCACCCUCAUCAGCUCAGGACUGGACCAACUCAAUCGGCAGCUGCAACUGGUCACUUACAGCAGCCGAAGCUACCAGGCAAACACAGCAGACACAGUCCGGUUCUCCACCGAGGGACAUGAGGCAGCCUUCACCAUUCACAUAAGACAUCUCCCCAACCCCCGGCUGUACCCGCCUGGGUCUCCACCACAGGGAGCCCAGUACAACAUUAGCGCUCUGGUCACCAUUGCCACCAAGACCUUCCUCCGCUAUGAUCGGCUGCGGGCACUCAUCGCCAGCAUCCGCCGCUUCUACCCGACCGUCACAGUGAUCAUCGCCGACGACAGCGACAAGCCAGAGAUCAUCAGCGGUCCCCACAUCGAGCACUAUCUCAUGCCUUUUGGCAAGGGCUGGUUCGCAGGCCGGAACCUGGCCGUGUCCCAAGUGACCACCAAGUACGUGCUGUGGGUGGACGACGACUUUAUCUUCACGGCGCGGACGCAGCUGGAGAGGCUGGUGGAUGUGCUGGAGCGAACGCCGUUGGACCUGGUGGGGGGCGCUGUGCGCGAGAUCUCGGGCUUUGCCACCACCUACCGGCAGCGGCUGAGCGUGGAGCCGGGCGCGCCGGGCCGCGGGAACUGCUUCCGGCAAAAGCAGGGCUUUCACCACGAGCUCAGCGGCUUCCCGGGCUGCGUGGUCACGGACGGCGUGGUCAACUUCUUCCUGGCGCGCACCGACAAAGUGCGGGAGGUCGGCUUCGACCCGCGCCUCAACAGGGUGGCGCACCUGGAAUUCUUCCUGGAUGGACUUGGCUCCCUUCGGGUGGGAUCCUGCUCAGACGUCGUAGUGGAUCACGCGUCCAAAGUGAAGCUGCCUUGGACAUCCAGGGAUCCUGGGGCAGAGACCUAUGCCCGGUACCGUUACCCAGGAUCACUGGACGCAAGUCACGUGGCCAGACAACGCCUGCUCUUCUUCAAACACCGACUGCAGUGCAUGACUUCGGAGUGA